AUGGUAGUCUACUCAUUCUACAUCUUCGAUCGUCACACCGAGUGCAUCUACACCAGACGUUGGAACCAACGGCCCCCAUCCGCCAGUAAACCUGUCCGGCCUCAGUCCGGCGCAAGCCUUACGAGCAAUGGUGACACGAUUCCCGGCGCACGGAAGGGCUUGUCGAGGGAGGACGACGCGAAGCUCAUCUUCGGGACCAUCUUUUCGCUACGAAAUAUGGUGAAGCGGCUCGGCGGCGAGGACGACGUUUUUAUAUCGUACCGCACUGGCGACUACAAGCUACACUACUACGAGACACCGACGCGGCUGAAGUUCGUCAUGCUCACCGAUACUAAGACGAACAAUCUACGCAUCGUCUUGCAGCAGAUUUGGGCGAACCUCUAUGUCGAGUUCGUGGUUAAAAACCCGCUGUCGCCAGUGGAACACCCGGGAGGGGUGGGGGUGGCUAAUGAGCUCUUCGAGAUGGGCCUGGACAGCUUCAUCACCCAAGUCUUCCCGUCCUGA
This is a messenger RNA of Coniosporium apollinis CBS 100218, 504 nucleotides long. RefSeq lists its product as uncharacterized. NCBI's taxonomy places the organism in Eukaryota, Fungi, Ascomycota, Dothideomycetes. Gene Ontology annotation, biological process: endoplasmic reticulum to Golgi vesicle-mediated transport. The record is from RefSeq and is a predicted model, not a curated record. Bases 1 to 504 code for a protein of 167 amino acids. Gene Ontology annotation, cellular component: TRAPP complex. The transcript is spliced from 4 exons.